AGAGUUAAACAACUAGCGCCCGCACCGGACUUCAGGAUUGGCAAGUGCUCGCGACCGGUCUUGGCUACCGGGAAUUGACAUGUCAUAGUCACGUACCAUUUAGCAGUCCGCCGGCGAGAAGCGAGCUGCAGGCGCAGAACCAAAGUCUCUCACCAGAAUGCGCGGAAUGGCGGAGGUGCAGGAAAUCAGGAAGCUCAUGAACAAUCUAGAUGAUGAAAUAGCAAAGAACGCGGAGGAUCGACGGCAGAUUGUCAAGUACCUGUUCAGUGCCCUUGCUGCGCACACCCUGGCCUCCAAUCGCGCUCGUAACGGGGAGGAAGAGGGUGAGAAGGCACGUAAGUUCGCGCUGCAACUCAAGUUGCUUGAGGGUUCCCGAGCCCGUCUGCGCACGCGCCAGAAUGAACUACGGGCGCAAGAGAAGGAGAUAUUGGAGGAGCUGGAGCCUACACACGAUGGCAGCACCAGCGCGCCAGGCGGCGCGGGCGACCAGCAAGCGGCACCGCCGCCGCCACUUGCCGCCGCCCCGCCCAAGUCCGCCGCCACGUGGUGGCCCGCCUCCUGGAUCCAUGGGGUCACGGCACCGCUGUGGCAAGUGCUGGGAGGAGGCAAGGGCGGCCGCCAGCAGCAGCAGCAGCAGCAGCUGGGUGACUCGGCCGCAGCAGCAUCCACCAUACCUGCUAGUGCAGGCCCCCACUCGGCGUCACCGCCUGCUGGCACGCGCACUACCGCCCUGACAAGCAGCUCUUGCAGCAGCUCGCCUCCCCCUUCUCAACAGCAGCCGUCUACGUGUUGCGCAGUAGCUGUGGCGCUGCUCGUGCUGGUCAAUGGCGGUGGGAGUGGCGGCAGGGGCGGCGGCGGCGGUGCGGCCAGUGCUGGCGGUGGUGUAGCCAACGCAGGCGCCUUCGGCGCCUGUGAUGUAGCAGAUGCACGCGGUACACGUGAGGGCUCACAUUCAGGGGGCGGACAGCCCAACGUCAGCACGGGCAGCACGGGCAGCACCACUAGCACCAGCAGCAGCGGCGGCGGCAGCGGCGGUGGUGGUAUCGGUGGUGGCGGCGGAAGGCUGCUGACAGGGCUGACGGGAUGGCUAGGCACGCCGUGGACGCGGCUGCCCAUGCCGCCGCCACCGCCGCCGCCGCCGCCGCCAGCAGCCACCGCGGCGGCGCACCGAAGCCGUGGCCCCGUGGCUACACCAGCAACUGUUGCUGUUGCAUCAGCAACGGCAGCGACCAGCGGCGCCGCCAGCAGGACGGUUGCGGCGGGCGGUGGCGGUUGGUGGUUGUGGUGGCAGCGGCGGCGUGAGUCAUGCACGGGUCCGAGCGCAGGCCAGGCCUCCGUGUUGCGUGGGGUCCAGGACGGGGAUCAGGGGGAGGCGGAGGAGGGCGAGGAGGAGGUGGCGGCGGCCACGACUGUGUGUCACGGCCCCGCCUGGCCGGUGGGCAGUGAGGUGGAGGUGAUCGUGCAGCUGCAGCGCCGGGGCGCACCUGGGGAGCGCGUCCUGCUGCGGGACACAGGCGUGCAGGUGGGCGUGGAGGUGAUCUUCCGGCGGCGCGAGGUGGCCUGGGUGCUACUGACGCUGCUGCUCCACCUCGUCGAUGUCAUCCUCAUCGCACCGCUGCGCGCGCUGAUGCUCACGGCGGCGGCGGCAGUAGCGGCGGCAGUAGCAUCUGCGCCGCACUGCCCGCGUCGCGGCCGCGGCGGCGCCAGCAGGCCUACUGGUGAGGGGCGCACCGGCAGUGGCAGUGGAGGCGGCAGGGUGCGCGGCUGCAGCGGCGGGGGUGGUGAUGGUGGCCGUGGCGGUGAUGGCGGCGGAAGAGGUAGAGGCACUGGUGGCGGUGUAAUGGAGGCGGCGCAGAGCAGGCGGGGCGGCGGUGGUGGUGGCAGUAGCGGCACCGGUGCCCGUGGCAGUAGCGAUGGCAGUGGUGGUGCCGUAGCGGCAGUAGCAACAGGAGGGGACGGAGGGUCGCCACCGGGCUCAGGCGUUGUCGUACAGUCGUAGCCGUUGUGCCGUUGUGCCGUUGUGCCGUUGCAGCCACAGGAUGUAUGAUGAGGCCAAGAUGAGGGUCGUCAUCAAUCGCGACAGUUACGCAAGCUCGCACCACGCGCCUGCUACCAUACUGCCGCAGCGCAUUUGUAGCUGUGAUUUUAGCUGUGUUUGAUGGGAGACUUGAUACCGUAAAUUGUAGACUGUGUUGAGCACAUCUCACCGGGACUGCCAUGUUCGUGUUGUCCCGUGUUGUCGGCUGAGCAAAGAAUUGGAAUAGGAGUGAGUCGGCAGAGGACUGUGGUGCUUUGGGAUUGUGUGGGAGGCGUAGUCCCCUAGUAGUGUGUGGAUAUCGAAGAUCGGAAGAUGUCUUGGGGCAAGUUCCCCUGGAGUGCCUGUUCGUGUGCUGCCUGCUUGCUCCUACAACCGUUUCUGGCAUCGUGCGCAUUCAUUUGCAGAAUCAUCUUGUCACAGCCGUGCGCCCACGCCGUUGCAUUACGCUAGUGCUCGUCUACACAGCUCAUCCGUGGACGCCGGUCGACUGCCUGCAGGUGCGCAUCGGCUAUGCUAUCCGCGCGGUGUGGCGUCGCAUUGAGUCUGUGUGGUGCUAUCGCCUUGGCCGGGCGCCCGGAGCGUGAGGAAUGCGCGUCAGCAAAACAUCGACAC
Messenger RNA from Chlamydomonas reinhardtii, 2650 nucleotides. RefSeq lists its product as uncharacterized. The transcript is spliced from 7 exons. Bases 167 to 1999 code for a protein of 610 amino acids. NCBI's taxonomy places the organism in Eukaryota, Viridiplantae, Chlorophyta, Chlorophyceae, Chlamydomonadales, Chlamydomonadaceae. The record is from RefSeq and is a predicted model, not a curated record.